Molecule: messenger RNA, 1975 nt
Organism: Hymenoscyphus albidus
Lineage: Eukaryota; Fungi; Ascomycota; Leotiomycetes; Helotiales; Helotiaceae
Source: the annotation of a GenBank genome assembly
CAAACUUUUCACACAGCGAAAGUCUCAAAAAUCCCAAGUCAACAUCACGCCGUCGCAAUAAUGGCACCUAUCUCCCUCUCGGAUAUUAUUUCGGCUUUGCCGUCAGAAGACUCAUGGGGCCCCCCAACCUCGAGUGAAACGACUCUAGAUGGCGUGCCCUACGCUCCAUACUCCAAGGGCGACAAGCUGGGUCGCAUGGCCGAUUGGACUACGGAGGGGAAGGAUGGACGAGAUGGCAGAGGCGGGAGACAACAAUACAACCGUAACUACAGAGGUAGGAUAGCAAAAAUACACGUUUUUCUCAUUGUAAACUGCGACAGCACAGGGCUGACUUUUUGCCAGAUCAGCAGGUUUAUGGCGCGGGCACAUCUUCACUCUUUGCAGUUCAACUCGCUGAGGAUGAGUCUUCUUUCUCGGUGGUGAGCAAUGUUCGCGAGUCAACAAAGACGAGAUUCGGCCGCGGAGGCGCUUUUGGACGAGGGCGAGGACAGCGUGGAGGACGAGGCGAUACCCGGGGUGGACGAGGUCAAUUCCAGAGAGUUGGCGGAAGAGGUGGCCAGCAAGGUUACAAUAACUAUAAUGAUAGAGGAGGUCGCGGUGGUGCCCGUGGAGGGCGAAGAUUUGGCUGGAAGGAUUACGACAAGCCACAACGAAAUCGCGAUGCUUCAGUCAACAUCAAGCCGGACUGGAAGAUGCUGGAGGAGAUUGACUUCAACCGCCUGGCUAAGCUGAACCUCGACACCGACGAGGGAGAGGACCUCGAUGGAUACGGUUUCCUGUACUACUAUGAUCGUUCAUACGACAAGCAGGCAGUCAAGAGCGCUGAGCGAAAACUCAACGUUGUUGACCGAGCUGCAUACAACGUCACAACUUCCUCGGAUCCCGUUAUUCAGGAACUCGCUGAAAAGGACGAAGCCACCAUUUUCGCCACCGAUAGUAUUCUCUCCAUGCUUAUGUGCUCACCUAGAUCAGUUUAUCCUUGGGAUAUCGUCAUUGUUCGACAGGGCAACAAGGUAUUCCUGGACAAGCGAGAUAAUGCCACUUUGGAUAUGGUUACCGUCAACGAGAACGCAGCAGACGCACCUAUGGACGCAUCUGAGGGAAGCAAAGAUGCCAUCAAUCAACCUAGCGCUUUGGCUGAGGAGGCAACCUAUAUCAACCACAACUUUGCGAACCAAGUCAUGUUGGAGAACGAGAACCAGAAGGUUGAGAUGGCACACGAAAAUCCCUUCUACAACCCAGAAUCCGAGACCGAGCCACCUGCAAGCAAAGCCUACAAAUACCGUCGUUUUGAUCUCUCGCUUAAUGAUGAGGACCCAGUUCACUUGAUUGUCCGAACGGAAAUUGACGCUGUCCAGAAGAAUGCUAUAAGCGGCGAAGAUCAGUUCAUUACAGUCAAGGCUCUGAACGAGUUUGACCACAAAGCUCAAGGCAGUGGUGGAGCAUUGGACUGGAGAACAAAGUUGGUCGGUCAACGUGGUGCUGUUGUGGCCACAGAAAUGAAGAACAACAGUUGCAAGCUCGCCAGAUGGACCGUUCAAAGUAUCAUGGCUCGUGCUGAUGUCAUGAAGCUUGGGUAAGUUUUAUUCCUCGCCGAUCCCGCAAUAUCUACUAAUCUAUAUAGAUUCGUUUCCCGCGCAAACCCCAAGACAAACGAUAAACAUGUCAUUCUUGGCGUUGUGGGCUGGAAGCCACGCGAUUUCGCCCAACAGAUGAACUUGAGUCUCUCCAACGGAUGGGGUAUUGUCCGCACAAUCGCCGACAUGUGUCUUAAGCGCGAAGAGGGCAAAUAUGUUCUGGUCAAGGACCCCAACAAGCAAAUCCUACGUCUGUACGAGGUCCCAAUGGGAAGUUUCGAGGACGAUGGCGAGGGUGAGAUGAUCGAGGAGCAAGAAGAGAUCGAGGAAUAGAUAUGACGCUCGAAUGGUGAUGAGGGAAACAAAAAAAAAGUAACAUGCAACUGGUCAUUCCUGGG